This is a messenger RNA of Pleurotus ostreatus (oyster mushroom), 1767 nucleotides long. RefSeq lists its product as uncharacterized. Lineage: Eukaryota; Fungi; Basidiomycota; Agaricomycetes; Agaricales; Pleurotaceae. Gene Ontology annotation, biological process: transmembrane transport. The coding region runs from base 1 to 1767 and encodes 588 amino acids. The transcript has 14 exons. Gene Ontology annotation, molecular function: transmembrane transporter activity. The record is from RefSeq and is a predicted model, not a curated record.
AUGUCAUCAUCACCCCAGGGAGAGAAGGACAAGUCCAGCAACUACAGCUUGGAUCGCGACAUUCCGCGCACCUCGCCCUCGUACGAAGAUGAAGACGAAGCUCAUCGCGGGGUGCGCAAGGUGGAGGCUAUCCACAGGGUCUUUGGACGCUAUUCGAAAUGGGCUCUCUUCAUCAGUCUUGGUCUCGCGGCGUACAUCUACUCUCUCGAUGGCACUACCACGUACAACUACCUAAGCUUUGCGACCUCAGGAUUCGGGCACCAUAGUCUCAUCAGCUCGAUCCAGGUAGCGCAAGCGGUCAUCGUCGCGGUGGGAAAGCCUGUAAUCGCCAGGAUAGCCGAUGUCAGCUCGCGUGGGACUGCAUAUGUUUUCGUCCUGCUGUUCUACGUCAUCGGGUACAUUGUCAUAGCGUCUGCGCAAAACGUCGGUGCUAUCGCUGCAGGAAUUGUUAUAUAUGCCAUGGGACUACAACUCCUCACCCAAGUCAUCAUCGCCGACAUCACAACCCUCAAAUGGCGUGGCCUUGUAUCUGCUUUGAUGUCUACGCCCUUCAUCAUCAACGCCUUCGUUGGGUCAAACAUCUCGACGAACAUCCUACAGAACUCUGGGUGGAGAUGGGGCUACGGGAUGUUCGCGAUCCUCGUCCCGGCCGCUCUGUCCCCCCUCAUUGUGACCCUCCUAUGGGCAGAGUGGAAAGCUCGAAAACAAGGCCUUAUUGAAAAGAACACGCAAACAGCAGACAUGAAAUGGUAUAUGCGUGUUAGGCGUAUGGCCGCUCAGCUCGAUAUUAUUGGACUUGCCCUCCUCGGCACCUCAGUGGCUCUGAUCCUGCUCCCCCUUACGCUGUCGGAGAAUGCGAAGGGGCAUUGGAAGAAUGCUUCGAUGAUCGCCAUGAUCGUCAUCGGAGGCGUCCUCAUUCCGGUAUUCUUCAUGUACGACUGGAAGCUUGCGAAGUAUCCCGUUGUGCCAGCAAGACUCCUGAAGAAUAGGAGUGUUGUAGGGGCAUCGUUAAUUGGGUUCUUUGAUUUUGUCUCGUUCUACCUCACGUUCACCUACCUCUUUUCGUUCGUCAUCGUCGUCAAGCCAUGGCCUCUCCUCCACGCGACGUACUUCUCCCAAACCCAGACCGUGGCACUCACUUUCUUCGGGAUCUGCGCCGGGUUUGCUAUGCGCUUCAUACACCGUUAUAAAUACGUCCUCGUCGUGGGGCUCUGCAUCCGCCUUGUUGGUGUCGGCCUCAUGAUUCAUUCUCGCGGCGCCAAUGCCUCCGACGCCGAAAUUGUAUGGACCCAAAUCCUCCAGGGUAUCGGAGGUGGCUUCGCCGCAGUCUCUCUGCAAGUCGGCGCCCAAGCCUCUGUUCCCCAUGUCGAUGUAGCUAUGGUCACUGCAGUGGUGCUGCUAAUCACCGAGAUCGGAGGUGCUGUAGGAAGUGCUAUUGCCGGCGCUAUUUGGACAAACACAAUGCCAGGGAAGAUCUCGCAGUACCUACCCUUCCUUCCGGAGGCGGAUAGGCAACAGCUCUUUGGUUCCAUAGUCUACGCUGCCUCGUUCCCUCGGGGACACCCCGUUCGCGAGGGCGUUAUAGCAGCGUACAGCGAUGUGAUGGAGACAAUGCUCAUCGUUGCAACUGUUCUCAGCGUGUUCCCCAUCUUCAUAGCGCUUGCUAUGCCAAAUUGGCAUCUUGGGGAUAAACAGAAUGCGGUGGAUGAUAAGAAUCUCGCAGGCGAACCGACUCUGGCAGGACAGCAGGAACAGCAAAAGUCAUGA